This is a messenger RNA of Alnus glutinosa, 492 nucleotides long. RefSeq lists its product as uncharacterized. The record is from RefSeq and is a predicted model, not a curated record. Lineage: Eukaryota; Viridiplantae; Streptophyta; Magnoliopsida; Fagales; Betulaceae. The coding region runs from base 1 to 492 and encodes 163 amino acids. Gene Ontology annotation, biological process: regulation of DNA-templated transcription. The transcript has 2 exons. Gene Ontology annotation, molecular function: DNA-binding transcription factor activity; DNA binding.
AUGUGCAAACCCAAUGAGAAGACGGGGAUAUGGCUUGGGACGUACCCGAGUGCGGAGAUGGCGGCACGGGUGCACGACGUGGCGGCUUUGGCGCUUAAGGGAACCUCUGCGUGUCUUAACUUGGCCGACUUGGUGUGGAGUGUUCACCUGCCGGCUUCGACGGACGCGGGUGAGAUAAGAAGGGCGUGGACUGGCCGGAUGACAUGGAAAGCUCAGGUGGGGUUCCUUUAUGGAGCUUCUCAAUAUAAACGACGCCGUCAACUCUAUGGUGGCAGGCUCAGCGGCCUGGUCUUCACUGGUUCGGUCGACGGAAGCAUCAAGGAGGUUGAAAGUGGUAAGCAGUCCUGUAAGGCUGCUCUCUUAGAAGUGAUUGAAGAUUUCUAUACGGGUGAUGAGAGGCACCCUGAAAGAAGUUCACCUCUGUUUUCAUGUUGUAAAACAGAGGUGAACAGAGUCAUGAAAAGUGGGCAAAAAAUGACUUCUGGUUUGUGA